AUGGCCGACAUUCUCAAGGACCUCAAGCUGGUCUUUGUCGGCUUUCCAAACGACGACUUUGUCCGCAAGCUGUCCAACAUGGUCCUCACUCUCGGAGGCAGCGUCACCGCGACACUGACUCCCGACGUCACCCAUGUCAUCGUGGCCAAAGACCUCAAUGAGCUCCAGCACGACCCCAUUGUCCAGGUCGCAGUACACAGUCCAGUCUGGCUGGUGUUUACAAGCUGGCUGCUUCUCUCGCACAUGGUGCUGCACCGGGUGGACGAGACGGACCACGAUGCCAGGACCCUCUGCCAAGCCAUCCCCAGCGCGUUUCCCCCAGCAGAGCACCCUGGUACCAACAAGACUGCCAUCGUUACGGCCGGAGCCACGGCCAACCUUCCCAGCCUCACUGAUCAGCCAUUUGCCACCCGCUCGCCGGCUGCCACCUCCAGCUCUGGCCAGCGCGACGGCUACCACCUCGUCAAGUUCAACCUCAGUCUCUUCUGUAUCGUUGUUGUCGGCGCAUCUGAAAUCAACCUGACGCACCGCCACAUCGCGCCCAACAACGUCACCUCUGUCCCGGCCUCCCUGUACGACUUGGACGAUGCCUGA
Messenger RNA from Apiotrichum porosum, 594 nucleotides. RefSeq lists its product as uncharacterized. The record is from RefSeq and is a predicted model, not a curated record. NCBI's taxonomy places the organism in Eukaryota, Fungi, Basidiomycota, Tremellomycetes, Trichosporonales, Trichosporonaceae. The transcript is spliced from 3 exons. Bases 1 to 594 code for a protein of 197 amino acids.